Molecule: messenger RNA, 3070 nt
Organism: Pseudophryne corroboree (corroboree frog)
Lineage: Eukaryota; Metazoa; Chordata; Amphibia; Anura; Myobatrachidae
Exons: 15
Coding region: 81-2174 (697 amino acids)
Biological process (GO): regulation of DNA-templated transcription
Source: RefSeq, a predicted model, not a curated record
CUCCCAGCAUGCAGUGCGGCAGCCGCCUGUGUCGAGGCUGCUUUCAGCUGGGGGGCUGACUGGAGCCUGCAGGGGGCAGGAUGGCUGCCGGGGGGAAGGACCCGGUGACAUUUGAUGAUGUGGCGGUAUAUUUCACGGAGGAGGAAUGGGAGUGCCUGGAAGAAUGGCAGAAGGAGUUGUACAAGGACGUCAUGGCAGACAAUUACCAGUCUCUCUGUUCUUUGGGGCUGCCUGUGGUGAAGUCUGAGGUCCUGCUAAUGAUUGAGCGUGGAGAGGAACCUUGUGUACUGGGCUAUCCAAGAUGGGAAGAGCUGGGGCUUGAGACAUCUACCAUCACAGAUUGCCAUGGCCGGAGACCUGAGGAGAAAUGGGCGAUGUAUGAGACAGAUGACCUCCAGACAGAACUUCAACCAUCUUUGUAUGGUAAACGGCUUGGGAGGAAGCGUAGCGGGCGACGAUCACCCAACUUUUCAAGAGCGGAGCUGGAGUGCUUUGUGUCUCUGAUGGAUCGUUAUCUCCCGGAUAACUUACAGAGAGCAGGCGCUAUCUCCAUACACCAGCGCCGAUCUAUCCUCAUGGACAUCGCCCGCUGCCUGGAACCCAUGUCUGGCUAUCUACGCACCCCGCGUCAACUGCUGCACCGAUGGGCGGAUUUCAACAACCGGGAUCCUGAGCGACUGACUGAGAUACGGAUGCGGUUACACAUUGCCGCCAGCCGUGAGCAGAAGUCGGCAGACAUGCAGGGAGCAGCGUCACCCGCCCUGGCUCGGCUGCAGCAGGGGGCGCUGUCAUUUCCCCGGAAUACUCGGCCUCCCCCAGGAAGGCGGUGGAGACGGAAAUGUAGACGCCCCCUCUCAUCAUCAUCCUCGGAGGAGGGGGAGGAGCCUCAGGCACCGCCGGAUGCUGUGUGGGAUGAGGAGAGCCAGGAAACUCAUUAUUAUCGUGUACCGCGCAGUCCGCCUGCGCCAUUCUCCAGCCACAUCGAUGCACAGGGACGUUACAUUGAGCCUCCUCCGCUGCCGGUAUCAGGGAGGAGUUGGCAGCAUCAGCGUUCUGUGGACUCCUCUAGUCCACCGAGUACCCCAAUACUGGCUGAGGGCCUGUCAUGGAGGGAGACCUCCACCACGUUUUAUACUCCAUUAAAGGAGGAAGGUCGCCCCGUGAUAAAGUCUGAGGCAGACGGACAUGUGGGACAACAUGGAGACUCAGCAGGAAGGCGGUGGAGACGGAAAUGUAGACGCCCCCUCUCAUCAUCAUCCUCGGAAGAGGGGGAGGAGCCUCAGGCACCGCCGGAUGCUGUGUGGGAUGAGGAGAGCCAGGAAACUCAUUAUUAUCCUGUACCGCGCAGUCCGCCUGCGCCAUUCUCCAGCCACAUCGAUGCACAGGGACGUUACAUUGAGCCUCCUCCGCUGCCGGUAUCAGAUGGCGGUGACGUAAAGCGUGAGACUGAUGAUGAUCUGUUUACGUCAGGACCCCAUGAAUUGGAGCUACAGACAGAUCACUCAGGAAGAUCAGCCAAGAGAUCUCCCAACUUCUCCCCGGCGGAGCUGCAGUGUUUUGUGGCCCUCAUGGAUCACUUCCUGCCCGAUAACCUUAUUAGAGCCGGGGCAAUUCCCAUCAGACAACGCAAAUCCAUCCUGCUGCAGAUCGCCCGCCACCUGGAACCGCUGUCCGGCUGUCUGCGCACCCCUCGCCAACUCCGGCACCGCUGGACGGACUUUAAUAACCGGGACCCAGAUCGUCUGCAAGAGAUACGAAGCCGGCUGAGGAGAGAUCAAACACCUUUACGAUCUUCUGAUAUAUUGUGGUCACCGACAAGUCUCCGGCGACUUCCCCGAGGGAGGCGAUGGAGACACAGACCUCUUCAUCCACUGCUUGAGCAUGAAGAAGCCAAGGACAAGAAAGAGGAGCAGAAAUCAGAGCAGAUGAAGCUAGACCUGGAAAUCUUACCGGAACUGAAGCCCAGGGUUUCCCAUCCACGCUUGGGACUUGCGAAGUUUAGAAACUCCUUCUCUAUGGCGCGUCUAAAAAGGAAGCGUCGCCUGGCACUUCACAUCCUGCGCAUCGAGAGAUUGCUGCGGCGAGUUGACCACCGUCAAGAGCUGCUUCUCCAGAGGGCAGGUCUCAGUGUGGACAAGAGUUACUGCUCUGAACUCCAACCUCCAGAGACAUAGAACACAUGUGAGGCCAGAGCUCCACAGGAAGAUGUACAUGCCGUAGCAGGAGUGUCUUUCAGUCUAUGCCGACUUUGGACAAUUUGGUUCAGCAUUUAUUGCUAGGAUAUGCUUGACUCGUCUCCGAGAACCUGCAUCUGCUGCUCAUCCCGUUUGUCUUCCAGUUUAAAUUUUUAAUAUUAGCAGCAGCACAAAGUAUUUCAGGAGCCAAGUGUGAUCAUCUUUUGGAAAGCAGUGUUCUGUCCACUCAUGUGAUUUUGUGAGAACAGGAGCUUUACCCAAGCAAUGUGUUGUGAGGUAACAUGACAGCCACACAUUCAGAAUUAUAUAACGAAAGGAGCAGGGUCCCCAGCAGCACAGAGUAUAUCAGGAGAUGAGUGAUGUGUCAGUGAGGACAGGGCUGCAUGUGACAGGGGCAGUGACAUGAUGUGAGGAGGGGAAUGGAGGCAGCAGGAAGCCACAGACUGAGAGUUAUAUAGUGGGAGGAGCAGGGUCCCCAGCAGCACAGAGUAUAUCAGGAGAUGAGUGAAGUGUCAGUAUGGACAGGGCUGCAUGUGACAGGGGCAGUGACAUGAUGUGAGGAGGGGAAUGGAGGCAGCAGGAAGCCACAGACUGAGAGUUAUAUAGUGGGAGGAGCAGGGUCCCCAGCAGCACAGAGUAUAUCAGGAGAUGAGUGAUGUGUCAGUGAGGACAGAGCUGCAUGUGACAGGGACAGUGACAUGAUGUGAGGAGGGGAAUGGAGGCAGCAGGAAGCCACAGACUGAGAGUUAUAUAGUGUGGGGAGCAGGGUCCCCAGCAGCACAGAGUAUAUCAGGAGAUGAGUGAUGUGUCAGUGAGGACAGAGCUGCAUGUGACAGGGGCAGUGACAUGAUGUGAGGAGGGGAAUGGAGGCAGCA